This is a messenger RNA of Chelonus insularis, 1026 nucleotides long. RefSeq names its product probable 18S rRNA (guanine-N(7))-methyltransferase. The transcript has 4 exons. Gene Ontology annotation, cellular component: nucleolus. The record is from RefSeq and is a predicted model, not a curated record. NCBI's taxonomy places the organism in Eukaryota, Metazoa, Arthropoda, Insecta, Hymenoptera, Braconidae. Gene Ontology annotation, molecular function: rRNA (guanine) methyltransferase activity. The coding region runs from base 138 to 971 and encodes 277 amino acids. Gene Ontology annotation, biological process: rRNA (guanine-N7)-methylation.
GGCACUUUUUUGUCAACAAUCAUAACCUUAUUAAACACGUGUUUUCUACCAAAUGUCAAUUAGUUUGAUACAUAAUUUUUUAACAAUAUAUCGAAGUUAUCAUUAAACAUAAAUUUAUAUAAAUAAUAGCGUGCAAUAUGUCAAGGAGACCAGAGCAUUUAGCACCUCCCGAAGUGUUUUACAAUGAAGAAGAGGCUAAGAAAUAUACCCAAAACUCCAGAAUGAUUGAUAUUCAAGUUCAAAUGUGUGAACGAGCUAUUGAAUUACUUUUACUUCCUGAAGAUGAGCCUUGUUUCCUUUUGGAUAUUGGCUGUGGUUCAGGACUUAGUGGGAGUGUUUUAGAAGAUCAAGGACAUGUAUGGGUGGGCUUAGAUAUAUCUUCGGCUAUGCUGAAUGUUGCUUUGGAACGAGAAGUCGAAGGAGAUUUAAUUCUUUGUGAUAUGGGCCAAGGAAUGCCAUUUAGACCUGGAAGUUUUGAUGGAGCUGUGAGCAUUUCAGCUCUUCAAUGGCUUUGUAAUGCUGAUAAGAAAUCACAUAAUCCUAUUCAAAGACUUUACAAAUUUUUUUCGACCCUUUUUGCUUGUCUAUCAAGAUCAGCAAGAGCUGUAUUUCAAUUUUAUCCUGAAAAUAGUGAUCAAAUAGAAUUGGUAACAACUCAGGCAACUAAAGCAGGAUUCUUUGGUGGAGUAGUAGUUGAUUACCCUAACAGUACAAAAGCUAAAAAAUUUUUCUUAGUGUUAAUGACUGGAGGAAAUAUGCCUUUACCUACGCCAUUAGGUGAUGAGUCAGAAUCUACAACUAUUAAAAAAUCAGAAAGGGAAAGAAUAAAAAAUUCUCGAGGAAAAUCAUUGAAGGGUACAAAUUGGAUCUUGGCAAAAAAAGAGAGAAGACGAAGACAAGGAAAAGAGACUAAAGAAGAUACUGUGUAUACAGGAAGAAGACGUUGUGGUUUUAAAUGGCGUAAAUUUUAGAAAAAUAGCUGUAAAUAACUCUGUUUACUAAUAAUAAAGUUUCUAUUUAAAUGUA